GUACUAUCCAUCAGAAGGGAAUGAAUGGUCCCCUUUUGUGAGCCGAUGGCCAGCACAAAACAAAGAAACAAAAGGUUUUGAAAAGGAUAAUGGAAACGCUGACCUGGCAGCCUUGGCUUCCACCCACGCACGCAACACAUGGAGAAGCUUACGGACCACAGUCCAGCUCCAGCGGCAACAGAUAGCCAACCAACCUGGGGCAGGCUAGGAUCAGAGCUCCACUCAAGGUGAAAUGGCAAGCCUGCAGAGCUUGAUAUCCAAACAGUUGAUUGCGCCGAACUGCACGGCCACUGCCAGGCUGAACGGGGCUCCCCCUUCGGUGGUGAACGCGAGCUCGAGCGAAGCAUCCUCGGAUGAGAAGAAGGUCACAAAAAGGAGAUUGGCACUGCUUGGUGCUGGGGCAUUAUCCACUGUCCUGUUAAACAGCAGCUCUGCAGAUGCUGAAGAAGUACCAAAGAAUUACCGCUCUUACGUCGAUGCAAACGACGGAUAUUCGUACCUCUACCCAGCUGAUUGGAGGGAUUUCGACUUCUUGGGCCAUGAUUCAGCGUUCAAGGACCGUAAUGUGCAGCUGCAGUCUGUCCGUGUGGCCUUCAUUCCUACUCAGAAAACAGACAUUCGUGACCUAGGCCCAAUGGAUGAGGCGAUCUUCAAUUUGGUAACCGAAGUGUACGCUGCUCCGAACCAGAUACCAACGAUCUAUGAAAUGCAAGAGCGUACGGUAGAUGGCAGGAACUACUGGACGUUUGAGUACGAUCUGGAGGCGCCGGGCUACGGCGUGUCGGCGUUUGCGACGGUCGCCAUCGGGAACGGUACACGUUUCAUGGGGAUUCUGGUCAUGUGUUUCCCCCUCCUGUGG
This is a messenger RNA of Triticum urartu, 859 nucleotides long. NCBI's taxonomy places the organism in Eukaryota, Viridiplantae, Streptophyta, Magnoliopsida, Poales, Poaceae. The record is from RefSeq and is a predicted model, not a curated record.